Messenger RNA from Oryza brachyantha (malo sina), 2641 nucleotides. Its product is annotated as probable glutamate carboxypeptidase LAMP1. Gene Ontology annotation, molecular function: carboxypeptidase activity. The coding region runs from base 62 to 2266 and encodes 734 amino acids. Lineage: Eukaryota; Viridiplantae; Streptophyta; Magnoliopsida; Poales; Poaceae. The transcript is spliced from 12 exons. The record is from RefSeq and is a predicted model, not a curated record.
AGUCCAGAGCGGAAGCAGAGCGACGCCACUCUGCUCGACCCCUCUUCCCCUUCCGUGCGCCAUGUCCCGCCUCGACGCCGCCUCCCUCCUCCUAUCUCCCUCUCCGCCGCAACCGCCGCCCAAACGGAAGGGCGGGCGCCGGCUCCUCUGCUUCGUCUCCUCCACCCUCGCCGUCCUCGGCGCCUCCCUUUCGCUGCUCGUACUCGCCGUCCACUCCGCGCCGAGCCCGCCGCCGAACUACGGAAGCCUGUUCCUCUCCCUCGCCUCCAACGACACCGCGGCGAUCCACCUCCGCGCGCUCACGCUUCACCCGCACGUCGCGGGCACCAGGGCCAACUCCCUCGCCGCCGCCUACGUGCGUGAUGCGUUCUCGUCCCUCUCCAUCCCGUCGCGCGUCACGCCGUACUCCGUCCUUCUCUCCUACCCGGUCGAGCGCUCCCUCUCCCUCACCGUCCCCGGCCGCGCCACCACCAAGAGCUUCUCCCUGUCGCAGGAGACGUACCCGAACGACCCCUACGCGUCCGCCACGGCGGAGGUGAUACCGACGUUCUACGCCUACUCCGCCUCUGGGUCGGUGUCGGCCGAGGCCGUGUACGCCAACUACGGCCGCGAGGAGGACUUCGCCUACCUCACCUCCCGCGGCGUCGACGUCGCGGGAAAGGUGGCGCUCGCGCGGUACGGGAGGAUCCACUGCGAGGACAUCGUGCGCAACGCGCGCGUGGCGGGUGCCGCGGCCGCGGUGGUGUACACCGACCCUCUGCAGUACGGCGGCGCCCCCGGGGAGGCGUGGUUCCCCAACUCGCGAUGGCUGCCGCCGUCCGGCGUGCAGGUAGGCAGCCUGUUCCUGGGCGUGGGCGACCCGACGACGCCGAUGUGGGCGUCGUCCGAGGGGUGCGAGCGCGUGAGCGUGGAGGAGGCAAUGGCCACCGACGACAUGCCGGGGAUCCCGGCGCUGCCGGUGUCCGCGCGUGACGCCGCAGAGAUCCACGGCGCGCUGGGUGGCGAUGCUGCGCCGGUGGACUGGCAGGGCCGGGAGGGGAGCCCGGUGUACCGCCUCGGCCCUGGGCCGGCGAUCCUGAACCUAACGUAUACCGGGAAUGAUACAAUGGCCACCAUAGAGAAUGUCUUCGCGGUGAUCGAAGGUGCAGAGGAGCCGGACAGAUAUGUUAUCCUUGGUAACCAUCGUGAUGCCUGGACAUUUGGAGCAUCAGACCCAAACAGCGGAACAGCAUCUAUGAUCGAGCUAGCUCAAAGGCUUUCGGUGCUGCAAAAGCAAGGAUGGAGACCUAGAAGAACCAUAAUCUUCUGCAGCUGGGAUGCUGAAGAGUAUGGACUGACAGGAUCUACAGAAUGGGUUGAAGAAAACAUGGAGAUGCUUUCCUCAAGAGCUGUUGCUUAUCUUAAUGUUGACGUUUCAGUAGUUGGCCCCGUAUUUCGUCCUUCUGCAACUCCCCAACUUGACGAGCUAUUUCAGGAAACAAUGAAAUUGGUUCAAGAUCCUGACAACUCAUCUCAGACUGUAUAUGAUUCAUGGGUCAAGUCCAAUAUUUCUCCCAUGAUUCGACGGCUAGGCCAUGCAGGAUCAGAUUUUGCAGCUUUUGUUCAACAUGUCGGUAUUCCUUCAACGACCAUGGGUUUUGGAGAAGGACCAGGCUAUCCCGUAUAUCAUACUUUAUACGACGACUUCGUGUGGAUGGAGAAUUUCGGAGAUCCUGGGUUCCGUAGGCACGCUGCAGCUGCUAGCAUCUGGGGAAUGAUGGCUUUGAGCCUUGCGGACGAAGAGAUCCUGCCCUUCAACUAUAUGUCGUACACAAUUGAACUUGAGGCAUACACAAAGUUAGUAGAGAAUGAAGUUAGGGGCACAGCUAUCAGUUGCUCUCCAUUGCACAAUGCAAUCAGAGCUCUGAAAACGGCAGCUACUAAAGUAAAUGGCGAGAGGAAGGAACUUCAAAGGCAACUGUUAAGCAACCAGCUGAUCAAGGAUUCACUGAAAACACGGUCGCUCAAUGACCGGCUUAUGCAGGCAGAACGGGCAUUCACUAGCAGGGAAGGCCUCUUCAAGCAAGAAUGGUUCAAGCACCUGGUGUAUGGACCCUCAGAACAGAAUGACUGGGAAAGCGCAUCUUUUCCUGGUGUAGGCAAUGCCAUAGCUAGCGCGAGGAGGGACAACACCACGGAAUCAUGGAAGUUUGUACAGCAUGAGAUUUACAGAGUCGCAAGGGCAAUAACACAAGCUUCUGUUGUACUUACCGGCAACCUGACAUGACGCCAUUGGGCCCAAUAGCGUGCACAUUGUUUCAGCAAUGACAGAAAACGCAACAGGCCAAAGAGCAUUUGACUCGCAUGGAUAGUCAUAUUUUGCUGGCUAUUGAUCUUAUUAACGAUUGUAUAUCUGAUCUACGAGGGAAAGAUUGAAGAUAUAUUAUACACAAUUCAUGGUGAUCGGUUCAAAUACCAAGUUAGAAUGUUACUUGUACAGAUGCUUGUGUAGAUUUAUACACAUAGCUAUGUAACUUUUGUGUAUAGAUAUAGGAAUACUGCUUGAUUCUUCAUUGUGUUCGCAGAGAAAAAUGCUUACGAGAAUAACAUGCAGACAUGCUGGCAAUGGGGAGUGAGGAUGAAAACGUAACGGUAAUUACCG